CAGGUCCGCAAAUUUGUAGACGACGCUGAGACAAAAUAAAACGUUACAACGUACCGAGACGUUGUGCAGCUUUAACUCCAUUUUAUUCUGCCUCUAGUACUCACUCUUCCUGGAAUUUCAGGAACUGUCUCAAUUGGCCAUCUCUUAUCUGCUAUUCCAUUCCCACUCUUUCUUAAAGCGAACCGAUUAACGGUAAGAGAAACUAUAAAAUGAGCAUGGCAGUGUAAAUCAUGGGUCUAUUUCACUUAGCAAACUGUCUAGUGUUGGCUACUGGUCCUCAUUUGCUGGUAUACAAGUCCAGUGGGAUACCAGAAAAUGAUGCUUUUUGGCCCUGUUGCAAAAUCGCAUGCGUGUACGCGCUUACACAAAUUUUGAAGUUUUUUCUGGUCACCUUAGCUCCUCAUACCUAUUUACCUAAGGGAGAUUCUAUGACAUUUGAUGUUUUUGGUAUAGUAUUGGAGAUAAUAGUAAUCACCAUGAUUGUACGUGGAUCACUUUGUAGAAGUGAGUUCAAUGUAGUAGCAUCCAGUGUAGGCUGGUCGAUCGCUUCAUUAGUAGCCACAAGAUAUGUCCCGAUUUGGGUUGGCACGCGUGGACUAGAAUUCGACUGGAAAUAUUUGUGUUUGAGUUACGAAGCAAACUUAGAUUUGGUUGAUACAUUUGUGAUGUUUUAUUCUGUUUGGUUACUGUCACGUCGCUCAGGCCCUACUUGGAGCACUCUAUUGGGCCUUCUCACCGUUAUGGCGGGACCAGCUAAAAGUAUACUCUAUGCAUUAUUAUCCCACGAAAUUGAGAACAUCUUCGUAACUCUCGCGAUAAAAACAAUCAUUUGCAUUAUCUUUGGAAUUACAACUAUGAUAAUACGAUUACAAAGACAUACUGAUCGAAGUGAAACCCGGGAAUCGCAAGGAUUAUUCACCAUUAUUCGUUUGUUAUAUCAGUUGAUAACGGGACGAUACAUAUGUGCGUACAAAGGUCGAGGCUCAAAAUCCAGCUCAUCAGUGUUUCUCAAAAAUGUAAAAUGAAAAGUUCAUUUCAAAACGCUUGUCUACAAACAAAGUCUUUCCACUGUGCAACCUACAAUUAAGAAAAUGAUUAUUCUAGCGUUAUUUAUACGUAUUUUGAAAACAGAAAAUGUUUCAAAUGCUAGUUUCUUUAAUAAAAUAAAUUUCAUGUAAUCCAAAGGUUUAAUUAACUGCUUAAAUGUAUUUCAUCUGGCAUAAAUUUAGCACAACACCCUCAGUCAUGAUCAAGUGAAUUUAUCACCAGUUUGUUAGUCAGUUGCACCGAUCAGUUGGUUUAUUUGAAUGUCAAUGGGAUAUAAUCGCAAAACACUGGAGAAAUAGGUGAAUAAUUAUAAAGACCUAGGAACAUGUUCAUGAAGAACCAAGUUUUAUGUGAAAUCUGUUUACGGACAACAAAAAUGCCAGGAAAAUAUUCUCUAAAUUAAACCAUUUUUUAAAUUGAACGACUUAAAUUUAUUAUUAUACAUAGCAGCCUUCAUU
This is a messenger RNA of Schistosoma intercalatum, 1505 nucleotides long. Lineage: Eukaryota; Metazoa; Platyhelminthes; Trematoda; Strigeidida; Schistosomatidae. The record is from the annotation of a GenBank genome assembly.